AUGAAGACCACCUGGAAGGACAUCGCGCCCGUGCCGACGUCGCAGGAGUUCCUCGACAUCGUGCUCUCCCGCACCCAGCGCCGCCUGCCCACCCAGAUCCGCAGUGGCUUCAAGAUCUCCCGUAUCCGCGGCUUCUACACGCGCAAGGUCAAGUUCACCCAGGAGACCUUCAGCGAGAAGUUCGCCCAGAUCCUCGAGAGCUUCCCCCGCCUCGAGGACAUCCACCCCUUCCACAAGGACCUGCUCAACACCCUCUACGAUGCCGACCACUUCAAGAUCGCCCUCGGCCAGCUGUCCACCGCCAAGCACCUGAUCGAGACCAUCUCGCGCGACUACGUGCGCCUGCUCAAGUACGCCCAGUCGCUGUUCCAGUGCAAGCAGCUGAAGCGCGCCGCCCUCGGUCGCAUGGCCACCCUGCUCAAGCGCCUCAAGGACAGUCUCGCCUACCUGGACCAGGUGCGCCAGCACUUGGGCCGUCUGCCCGCCAUCGACCCCAACACCCGCACCCUGCUGCUGUGCGGUUUCCCCAACGUCGGCAAGUCGAGUUUCCUCAAGAGCAUCUCGAGGGCCGACGUCGAGGUCGCCCCCUACGCCUUCACCACCAAGUCGCUGUACGUCGGCCACUUCGACUACAAGUACCUGCGCUUCCAGGCCAUCGACACCCCCGGAAUCCUCGACGGGCCUCUCGAGUCCAAGACCACCGUCGAGAUGCAGUCCAUCACCGCCAUUGCCCAUCUGCGCAGUGCCGUCCUCUACUUCAUGGACCUGAGCGAGCAGUGCGGAUACCCCGUCAAGGCCCAGGUCGAGCUGUUCAAGAGCUUGAAGCCCCUGUUCUCCAACAAGCUGGUCUUCAUCGUGUGCAACAAGAUCGACAUCCUCAAGCCCGAGGAGCUGGAUGCCAAGACCCACGACGAGCUGCAGUCGCUGCUGAGCGCCGGCGAUGUCGAGCUGCUGCAGACGUCGUGCAACACCCAGGAGGGUGUGCAAGAAGUCAAGAACGCCGCCUGCGAGCGCCUGAUCGCCGAGCGUGUGUCCCAGAAGCUCAAGGCCGGCACCAACAGCAGCGGCGCCGUCGGGGGUCGCCUGGCCGACGUCAUGGGCAGAAUCCACGUCGCCCAACCCAUGGACGGCGUCGUCCGCGAGACCUUCAUUCCGGACGCCAUCAAGGAGCUGAAGAAGUACCAGAAGGGCGACCCCGAGCGCCGCCGCCUGGCCCGCGACAUCGAGGAAGAGAAUGGCGGUGCCGGUGUCUACAACGUCGACCUCCGGGCCGACUACCUCCUGGAGAACCCCGAGUGGAAGCACGACAGGAUACCGGAGAUCUUUGACGGCAAGAACGUCUACGACUACAUCGACCCGGAUAUCGAUGCCAAGCUGCAGGCCCUCGAGGAGGAAGAGGAGCGCCUCGAGGCCGAGGGCUACUACGACUCGGACGAGGAGAUCGACGACGCCGAGGAGGCCGACAUCCGCAUGAAGGCCGAGCUGAUCAAGGAGAAGCAAGCGCUGAUCCGCAACGAGGCCAAGAUGCGCAAGUCUCUCAAGAACCAGGCCAUGAUCCCGCGCAAGGCCAUCAAGAAGCCUCUGUCGGAGCUCGAGGAGGGGCUCGACGUCCUGGGUGUGGACACCACCGACCUUGGUCUGCGGGCACGCUCCAACAUGGUGUCUCGCGGACGAUCAGUCACACGCUCGAGGGCGGGCACCGAGGUGUCGGAUGCCAUGGACGUCGACGACGACCCCGCGGCGAGACUACGGUCCAAGAGCAGGCCGCGGGACCGAAGCAUGGCCGCGACCAACAGACGAGACGACGGUGUGGUGGACGAGGUAUCGCGCGACAAGGCAGAGAGGGUGGCCAAGCUGGGCCAGAGGAAGAUGAACCGCAUGGCCAGACAGGGAGAGGCCGACAGGCAUAUCGGCGCCACUAUGCCGAAGCACUUGUUCUCCGGAAAACGGACAGUGGGCAAGACUGCUCGCCGUUAG
Molecule: messenger RNA, 1977 nt
Organism: Neoarthrinium moseri
Lineage: Eukaryota; Fungi; Ascomycota; Sordariomycetes; Amphisphaeriales; Apiosporaceae
Exons: 2
Coding region: 1-1977 (658 amino acids)
Biological process (GO): ribosomal large subunit biogenesis
Cellular component (GO): nucleolus
Molecular function (GO): GTP binding; GTPase activity; RNA binding
Source: RefSeq, a predicted model, not a curated record